AUGGGAACGACAAAGGCUCGCAGCGCUGCAAAGGCUGCAAAAGAAUCGCCGGAUGUUCCAACACGAAGCCUUCCAAAGAAGACCUUCGUCCUCGACAAUGGUGCGUACACCAUGAAGGCAGGGUACGCCGCGGAUCCGGCGUCCUCUUCCGAAGACGCCCUUUCCAACUGUUCCUCGAUUCCAAAUACCUUGGUCAGGACUCGAGACAAUCGUAUUGUGGUUGGCGCACAGAUAUCAACGCAGGUCAGCGACUGGAACGAGGCUAUGUUCCGCCGGCCAGUUGAGAAGGGCUACAUUGUCAAUUGGGAAGCGGAGCGAGAGAUUUGGGAGCAAACAUUCUUCGAGGAGAAGGCUACUGCAAAGAACAAAAACCUUCGAAUUUCCGCGCCUGAAGAGACAACACUUGUGUUGACCGAGGCGCCAAAUGCAAUGCCGAUCUUACAACGUAACGCCGACGAGAUGGUCAUGGAGGAGUGGGGGUUUGGAGGAUAUGUCAGAUGCUUGGGUCCAACGCUAAACUCUUGGAACGAUCUGCAUGCUACCUUUGGGGACCCUCUUGUCAAACCCGGCUCUGAAAUCCUUCCCAAAGACUGCUUACUCGUUGUCGAUUCCGGAUACUCUCACACAACGGUCACUCCAGUGUAUAGAGGGCAAGCACUCCAGCGCGCUAUCCGUCGUCUCGAUAUUGGAGGCAAGUUCCUCACAAACUACCUGAAAGAGAUCGUGUCAAUGAGACAGUACAAUAUGGUGGACGAAACAUACAUUAUGAAUGAGGUCAAGGAAGCCGCCUGCUUUGUCAGUAAUGAUUUCAACAAAGACAUGGAACGGACUUGGAAAGCCAACCGAAAGCGCCAGACGGAGGAUGGCGUCGUUGUGGAUUAUGUUUUGCCGGACCCCAAUGCUGGCAAGAAAGGGUUUUUGCGGCGACACGAUCCUCUGUUACAUGCGAAGAAAAAGAAGGGUGCUCUUUCCGGACUUGACGCAGAAACUUUGUCGGAAGACGUCUUAGUCCUUGGUAAUGAGCGAUUUACAGUGCCGGAACUGCUGUUCAGUCCUGGCGACAUCGGAAUAAUACAAGCUGGAAUCCCAGAUAUGAUCAUCCAGAGCUUGUCAGUACUUCCUGCGGGACUACAUGCAGCCUUUCUCGCAAAUGUGCUGGUGGUGGGCGGGAAUGCUGCCAUCCCAGGCUUCAUGGAACGACUGGAGACGGAACUGCGCCCAAUUGCAUCUGCUGAUUGUGUAGUUAGAGUCGGACGCGCGGAAGAUCCAAUUGUCUCCACAUGGCUUGGCGGAUCUCGUCUCGCAAAUAAUCGGGAGGAGCUUAGUAGAGUUGCAAUUACUCGCCAGGAAUACCAAGAGUAUGGAUCCGGCUGGGCUGGACGACGAUUUGCUGGGACGAUAUGA
Penicillium chermesinum is the source of this 1404-nucleotide messenger RNA. RefSeq names its product actin family protein (gene arp6). NCBI's taxonomy places the organism in Eukaryota, Fungi, Ascomycota, Eurotiomycetes, Eurotiales, Aspergillaceae. Gene Ontology annotation, cellular component: Swr1 complex. The record is from RefSeq and is a predicted model, not a curated record. Gene Ontology annotation, molecular function: nucleosome binding. The transcript is spliced from 4 exons. The coding region runs from base 1 to 1404 and encodes 467 amino acids.